GUUCAAUCUCGUGUGAUCAUUUACCAUCUUCUCGUCGUCUGUGGACGCGACUGCUGACACGAGGACGCAAGACGCGAGGUCAUUUGUCCCUGUGAGGGACCCAGAGAGGGUUUCACGACCGUAGUCCAGACCGUACGAGCAUUUCACGAUCAUGUCACGACCCAACAUUUCCUACCCGACACCUCUGCCUGGAUCUUCGUCCUACAGCAGCGUCAACGCAGAUACAAGCCUGGCCUCAUCAUCGACCAGUGAGAGACGAGGCAACAAUAUGACUACCCCGAAUCCUGGACCAUCGCAAGGCGCUCGAAGCGUCAGCUCGUCCAGCCGAACACCUGGCGGUACUCUUGACUCCAAUAUCACGCGUCUAUUGGUCACUACAAAACACAUGCUCCAAGGCCUGGAGUCUUGGUCACAAGGAUCCUUGGAUGAGGAAGGAGUCAGUGAUAUCUAUGUCAGAUUGGGGAAUCAAUUUGAGCUAUGUCUCUCAGCUUUCCAAGAUGCAGGCAUAUCCACGCUCGAGCUCGACUCCAUACCCACCGACCUCCGUCAUUGCCUCGAGGCGUGCCUGAACGAGGAGCCAUGUUCGGAGACGCUCAAUCUUCAUCUCCCUCAGGUCAGGAACAUCAUCUACGGUCUCUUGAAUGGCUUGAAGCAGAAGCAAGCCGUUUAUAAGCGCUUGGCAAGUGAGAGAGGUGGAGGUGACAGUGUCCCUUCAGUCCGACGACAGGUCCUCGCUCAACAGGCACCACCUCUACCUCCACCUUCAAGCACGUCUGCCCAGCAGUUAGCCAGACCAAUACCGAGGGCUGAAUCGGCAGAAGCUCGACUUUCAGCCCGGUCUAACACCUCUGCAUCGUUGUCGCAAGGAUCAGCCAGUCCAGCAUCCAUUACAUCGCCUCUACCAGCUGGCAAGACUCUAGCUGAUCGACCUAGACCUGUACCUCAGACGAGACCUGCACCUCCGGAUGCUUUUCGUCCGCCACGAAUGCGUGCGCCAGAGGGAGGUCAGCCCCCUACGCGUAGUAUCUCCCCGAACCCGUCUCCAGUCAAGACGACUCAUUCCUCGAUCCCAAACAACACUAUGGCCGAUGGGCUUAUUCGCCAUCAACUAAGUGACAAUCCUGUCCCCGUCUCUACGCCGCCCCCGGAUACUCUCAAGAGUCUUCCCCCGCGUUCUGGACCUACACCGCCGCCAAAGGCUACUCCGCCUCCGCGUCCUGAGCGAUUCUCUCGGGAUAGCAUGGGAAACCCUCGGGCGAUAUCCCGAUUCUCUGCCGAUUCAGAUAUCACGAAUGCUUCUCCUAUCCGAUCUCCAGCGAGGCAAAGUCCAAAGAAGAGGAUGAGCUCUUUGAGUGAAGCUGGAGAAGCAGCGCCAGCCCCGCCGCCGCCACCACCACCGCCAUCAUCAGCCCUACCUACUCAGCCGUCUCUGCCUCCAUCACUACCCACACUUAACUUCCCUUCCUCGGCCCUUCAUCUGUCCGAUGCGCCAUCUCUGGAGCCCGCCCCUCAGCUUGCAGAUGUGCCACCAGAGUCUCGAGCGACACUUGCAGCACUGUCCCGGUCAGAUGCCCUGGAAAGAAGGGCAUCCAAACGCUUUUCCUCUUACACUUUCAACAAGCUACCUGGAUCUCCCACCCAAAAAAAAUCUUCGAUGCUUGGCAGUCCCCAGCAGCGUCCACCAAGAAGAAUGGAUAAGCCUCCUCCCAUGCCGUCACUUUCUGAGUCUGCAGCUUCCAGAACGCUCCAAUCGGCGUACAGCGAGGGCGGAAAGACUCCUUCAUCCAACAGUGUUGACAAGCUUGAUCCCUCGAGCGCUUCUUCACAUCACUCAAUCAGUCCAAUGUCUGGCUCCUUAGACCUGUCUCCAUCAGAUCAGGAGGGAUCUAUCAGAUCUUUCAGGACCCCGGACCCGAGCUUUGAUCCAAGCCCUCAGCUCACUCCUCGCGUUUUUGAGCCAACAGCCACACCAAAGCCCUCGCCUGACAGCUUGACCGUCUUCCUUCAAGUUGGCAGGCAAGUCAAGAAGGUUGUCCUCGAUCUGCCGGUAUCACUGUCCGCCCUUCGAUUGCUAUUCAUGGAGAAAUUUGAAUACGAUCCAGGAAUGGAGGAUUUUCCAGAUGUGUACCUGAGAGAUAGCCAGACAGGAGUGCAAUAUGAGCUGGAGGAUAUCGAUGAUCUGAAAGAAGGAUGCCUUUUGAGUCUGAACAUCGAACCGCUGGAUCAAGUCAAGCAGCAUUUCGACGUCACUUUUGCCAACCUGAUGCAGGAAAUCAAGGAGAUGAAAAAGUCUGUGGAUCAGCAACGCAGAAUGUCUGCUGUGCCGAAUCCGGCCCUCCUAGCCCUUUCGCCGUCUGCUCACACGCCCCGAGCCAUGCCUUUCGCAGCUGCGCGUUCUCCAGAGCCGCGUCGACCAGUCUCUCCUGUUCCCGCCAUUAAUGGACCGGAACGUACUGCCGAGCUCCAGGCUCACCAAGAUGAAAUUUCGAGCCUACGUCAAGAUCUCGCUGUCCUUCGACAGAUUCAUGUGGACUUCAUCACCGAGUCCAAGGAAGCUCUGUCCAAGCUGCGCAAAGAGAACUCGAGUAUGCGCGAUCUGGUCAAGACAAAGAUGGGCGGCAGCAGAGCUCUCUUGGACAAUUCGAAGACGAAGUUAGAAUCACUGUGCGCAGAUACCAUCCAAGCGGUGGAGGAGAUUUCGGACACGAUCGAUUCGGCAAGAGAGGAUGCGUUCCGUCGCUUCGUCACGCCAUCCUCGCAACGCAUGGCUACUAUUCGCGCAGACCUUCAGAAGGCUCACGAAUUGGUCGACUCGUUUGCCAAGGAGGUAUCUACCGUCGAGCCGACAUGGCGAGCUACGUGGCAUCAAGAACUUUCCCGAGUCAUGGAUGAGCAACGCCUUCUGCCGCAUCAAAGCAAGCUCACUGUGGACCUCAAGAAUGACAUUCAGGAUGCAGAGAAUAUGCUCCAGAAUUUACAAGACUUUGUGAAUCAACGGGCAGCUUCAGCUGGUCGCAACCCAUCUCGCGGGUUCCGACCACCAACCCCAGAUCCUGAUGGCGGGAUACCCAACCUGUUGAUGGAGAUUAGAACGAAAGAGUCGGAUCCAAACCAAAGGCUUAAAGCCAUUGAGGCUCAACAGAAGGCUAGGGAGAAGGAGAGAGCAAACAAAACGGACGAGUUUGAACAAGAGCUUACUGGAUUCGUCAAGGGUAGGAAGCUCCGCAAAACGGGUGGGACAGAGGAGACAGAAAGAAAGACACAGAGGAGACAGGAUCAGAUGUUGAAGCGGAUGUUGACGGGAGAGACGCCGCCAAAUGGCAGUGGAACCGGAGGUCAGAAUAGUCCGACGGGAGGACUGCUCAGUCCGCAAAUUGCGGGGAAAUCCGUAAAUCCGCUCUCGCCUCAACUGACCGGUCAGUCCAUCCGUGAGGAGCAUAAAGGCGAAUGAUCGUGCAGGAUCAGAAAGCGUUGGGUUGGGCUAGGUAGUCAAUCAAUGAGAGAAAGAAAGCGCUGGUGGCAACCCUCGGUCUUCUGUGCAGAAGCGUUCGGGCUCGCCACAGCUCUUUUUCACCCAUCGCCUUGGGCAUGCAACGGAUGACGUUGAGAGUCCGUGGUCAAAAUCGUUCAAACCACGAGGUAGAGUUAGGUGACAUUGCAUGAUGGAUG
Messenger RNA from Kockovaella imperatae, 3669 nucleotides. Its product is annotated as actin interacting protein 3-domain-containing protein. Gene Ontology annotation, cellular component: cell tip; cytoplasm. Lineage: Eukaryota; Fungi; Basidiomycota; Tremellomycetes; Tremellales; Cuniculitremaceae. The coding region runs from base 152 to 3451 and encodes 1099 amino acids. The record is from RefSeq and is a predicted model, not a curated record. Gene Ontology annotation, molecular function: cytoskeletal regulatory protein binding. The transcript has 5 exons. Gene Ontology annotation, biological process: establishment of cell polarity.